AGGCGGAUAAGUCGCACUGAUUGAUUGGGUUCAAUGGAUGAAUGAAAGCGCAACAUGGCGGACGGGUGUGCUCCUCCCUCAUCAGGAGAGAUCCGCUGAGCAACCAGCCGUUGGUAGCAGGACAUGUGUAGCAGAGCGGGCAGAGCGAGCGAGCAAGCAAGCAAGUACGAGAACAGUACCGUAUCAUACUGUAAGCAAAGCCAAGCAGGCAGAAGCAUAGGAAUCAGACAUACAGGAGAGACAGAGGACCCCUCGGAGUCCUCUCCAUACUCCUCACCCGCCCUGCCUAUCAUAGACCACCUACCGUACCGCAACUGCACGGGCACUGUACGAUAGAUACCUCUCUCCACCUUGUCCCACCUCCUCCUUCGUCCUCUUCCUUCUCCUCGCUCGCCCCCCGCCUCCUUCCCCCACAAAGAAGGCCCCAAGAUUGCAUUUCUCUGGAAGGGCUUCUGUUGGGAGUUUUUCCGCGAGAUCUCGGACAGGACUUUUUAAGACGCUCACGAAGCAGCUUCUAUCAUACUACCGGUACCCCGAUCACAGUAUCCGUCUCAUUAUCGCUCUUUUUCACUCCUGAAUCCUGGUAUCCUUCCUUCCCGCGUCCUGUUCACCUCACCGUACCGGUCGGUGCAUUGUCUCGAGCCCUUCCUCACCCGGGUGCACCGUCUAUAUAUCGUCGCUUUGUCGCCGGGCAUAGCCAUCCAUCCUCACAGGUGGGUGCCGUUACGUCCGUCUUGCUUGGUAGGGCCCCUCCCCUCAUUUAUUGCACUCCGCUUCCAUCCUCCUGCCCUCGCUUCCCUCUCCUCUCCUCUCGUUUAACCCACCCCGCAUCCUAUCCCUCCUUCCUCCCUCCUUUGCCCACGUCCGGCGGUGGCCCACUGUCCUUCAAUAGUUGGUCCUUGCAUCCUUCAUUCGCGAGGCUUCCCUUGCCUCCUGUUCCUCUCGUUCCCCGUGGCUUCGGACACGUUCCACUCGCCCCAGUCCCGCAUUGUGCUGCCUUCGAACCUCUCUGAAUCCACGCACGACUGUCAUUCCCCCCUCCCUUAUAUUCCCACCCCCGCUCCCCCUCCCCCUCCUCCACCUCCUCCUUUCCCUUUCCAAUACUAUCGUCAUCCCCGACGGUCAGCCAUCUUCGCAUUCCCCCCUGCUGGUCCUUGCCCUUGAAUUCACCGUAUCGCAUCGUCUUGACGAAUCUGUCGCUCACUCCUCCUCGUUAGCCGAGCACACCCACACGUCUCCCUGACAACCUUCCCUUAGCCGUCAUCCCGAAACGAAGCCAGCCGGGCUCCUUUUGCUUUUAGAUUCGCUUUUCGAUAUACUGUACUUUCCAUUCUGCUUACCAACCACCUAUCUACCCACCCCCUUCUCAACGUUGCUGCCAAUCACCGGAGCAAUUACCAUUACAACUGCCGAUCCAGAUCGCAAGUAACAACACACUAACGAAGGUUCGACGAGGGGCAAUAAAGAAAUUCUCGGAAUUGUGAGAAAACUGCAUCUGGCCCCACGAUGUGAGUUUUGUCAUCUUUAACCUUCUUUUCUGCCUCUUUCUCCCUUUCUCCCCCCCACCAUUUUUUUCUCCUCAAACACCCAUACGUCUGAACUGACCCUCCUUUCCCGCUUCUCCUGCAACUUUUCCUUCAAGGCAUCACUAAACACCGUGGUCACAUAUCUAGUUUUUUACCACCCCUCUGCCGAACCAUAAGGGACUCGGACAUCUGUCGUUUUCGCCAUCACAACCACCAUCCAUGUCAGCACCUGCACAGCUUCUGCGGCCAACGAAUCCCCACAAUGGACCAAGAGUUCCCCGCCUGGGCCUUUCGAUACCGCCUCAGGCUAACUCGAGACCCGGCGGCGCUCCCCAACUAGUCGGCCCCACACGCGGCCCCCCUCAACUACGCUUGGCUACUCCUGGUGAUCCUAAUGCCAAUGCAGUCCAACCAGUAGAGCAGAGACGCCCGCAGGCAUAUGCUAGUCCGGUGAGCACCGUUAGCAAUCAGUACUCGGCUUUGAGUUAUGCUAUGGGGUUGAAGAACCAAGUGCGGGGCUCUCCGGAAACUUCUGUUCCGCGAACAGCUAGCCAGGAAGGCACGAACAAGAAGACUAUUGACUGGGAUAAUGAUAAUUUAGACGUGGAGGAUCUUGAUGAUGAGGGGUGGAAGAAGGCCAGCGAGGAUGGGAGGAUCGUAGAAUUGGGAGGCUUGGGUGAAGGAGCUGGGGGAGCUGUUACCCGCUGUAUGUUGAAGGGCGGGAAGACGCUCUUUGCUAUGAAAGUACGCACAAUUUUCCCUUUUAUUCCGAGGUGGGGUUGAGCUGGCGUAAUUCUACCCGCUAGUAUCGAUUAUACGAGAUACGGGCGUGGUUUGAGACACGUUGUGGGUGCCGGAGAGUGCCUAUCUAGAUUUUACCCUUUUUACUGACUUGGGUGCCGACCCAUAGAUCAUCACGGCAGAUCCGAAUCCCGAAAUUCGGAAACAAAUCUUCCGUGAAUUAAGUUUCAACAAGGAAUGUAAUUCGCCUUAUAUUUGCAGAUACUUUGGUGCAUACACGGAUUUAUCUUCUGCCACGAUUUCUAUUGCCAUGGAGUUCUGUGAGGGUGGGAGCCUGGACAGCAUUUACCGAGAGGUGAAGAAAUUGGGGGGAAGGACUGGAGAGAAGGUCUUGGGGAAGAUUGCUGAAGGGGUGUUGGAGGGGUUGACGUAUCUGAGUGGGAGAAAGAUCAUUCACCGAGGUUGGUUGGCCGUGCGGCGUUUGUUAUACUGACCUAGGAGCUGACUCUAUUCGACAAAAAUCAGAUAUCAAGCCAUCCAACAUCUUACUGUGCAGAGAUGGACAAGUGAAAUUGUGCGAUUUUGGUGUCUCCGGAGAACUUAUCGGGUCCAAGGGGAAUGCGGAUACCUUUAUUGGCACUUCUUAUUACAUGGCUGUAAGUUUGCCUUGUGGUUAUGUUUCAUGUGUUAAAAUGUGCUGAUGGUUUUAUUUAGCCCGAGCGAAUCCAAGGGUUCUCCUACACCAUCACUUCCGAUGUCUGGUCUCUUGGUGUUACCCUUCUCGAGGUGGCCCAGCACCGUUUCCCAUUCGGCGAGGAGAGUGACAGCACUAAUGCUCGGUACAACCUAAUUGACCUUCUUACCUAUAUUGUUCAACACCCUAUUCCGGAAUUGAAGGACGAGCCCAAUCUUAAGAUCAAAUGGAGUCAUAACUUCAAAUACUUUAUCGCUUGCUGGUAUGUUUGUUAAUCUCUGGCUCGAAGAUAACUCUGCUAACCGCAUGCUUUGCAGUCUCGAAAAGGACACUCAGAGACGCGCUAGUCCGUGGAGGAUGCUGGAGCAUCCAUGGAUUAUGGAGAUGAAGAACAAGAAGGUCAAUAUGGCUAAUUUCCUUUCCCAAGUUUGGGACUGGAAAUGAGGGGUGGUGUAGGGUUUCAAAAGUUUUUUUUAUUUUUAUUUUUCUAGGGCGUAAAAUUGGGAAAUGAUUUUUCGUGUUCAAAUUAAGGGUGUCCUGUUUAACUAUUAUUUGCAAGACGGGAAGAGAAUAAGAUAUCUCUUUCCCGCUGCCGGCAUAAAGCUUUUGUUUAACUCCCUUCUCAUUUCUAUUUCCUUUUUUCUUUCGUUUUUUCUUUCAUUCCUUUUUUCCAUUUUUUCGCUAUUGGGUUAUUUUUUGUAUUGCAUCAGGAUGUUUUUUCUCUCCUUCUUUUCCCCCUUUUUUUCCCCGCCAUUUUUUCAUGAUUAUGUGAUUCACGAUAGGAGCGGGGGUGGGGGAGACUCUUGAGGGUCUGUAGUAGUCUAGAAAUAAGAUUUUCAUAGUGUAAGACAUUGGGUACUGGAUCCCGAUGACACAUUGUCGCGGGUGCUGUACAGUAUGGUAUCUGCGGCGAUGACCAAUUAUGCGGCACUGUACAAGUUCUGUACUCGGGCACAAUAUGGUAUCAUAGCUGCCGGCGUGUUAACACCUAUGAUGUUGUGCUGUAUCCAACCUUGAUGGACACCCACCAUACCCAGCAGUAUCAGGGGGGGGGGGCUCUCGUACGUUCCUUCGAACUUGUGAUAACAAGCCGGAAGGGAGGCACUUUGUUGGUGUCCUUCACCCCUCCUCUCGUCCUCCUUUGGCUAUCAUACCUAUGGUGCCGUAGACAGUGCGUCCUUCAGGAGGGAAGCCUUUCGCAUGGAAGAAACAAGCAUCUCUCGGUGAAAAUAGAAAUAACAUCAUAAUUAUCACUACUAAUAACAAUAACAAUAACAUUAUUAUUAUUAUUAUCAUUUUUGCCUUACUUUAAUGGCAUUUCCAC
This is a messenger RNA of Tuber aestivum (summer truffle), 4285 nucleotides long. The record is from the annotation of a GenBank genome assembly. Lineage: Eukaryota; Fungi; Ascomycota; Pezizomycetes; Pezizales; Tuberaceae.